AUGGCUUCGACGUCUUUCAGCGGCAGUGGCUACGUGAUGGGCUCCCGGAUCCCCAUCCGGGAUGUCAACCCCAUCGAGUCCAAGCCCAUCUCGGCGUCGCCCCUGCGAAUCACCUCCCGCAUCAUCGGAGCGAGAGAAACGUGUACCGGCUCGGCGAGCCAGUGCGAGAAGCCAGUCGACCCGUCCAGUCUGACCCUGCCCAUCACCCUCGGAGUCACAAUCCCCAUUGUUGGCGCGCUUUUUCUCCUGUUCUACUUCCACCGCCGGAACCUCAAGAGACAGGCGCAGGAGGAUGCAAACGACCCCAACCGGGGCUUGGACUUUGGCCUGGGCGAAACCCCCAUCGACACCGGCGGUAAGAAGCGCAAGAGCAUGAUGUUCCGCGAGAAGGGCAUGGGCGUCGAGACCAAGCACCGCCAGCUGUCCAUGGACAUGAACCUGUCCAGCCCCUACCUCCUCCCGCCGGGCCUCCAGAGCUCACGUGAGUCUCUCAACUCGCUCGCGAGAACCCUCCACAACGAGGCGGACCCCUACCGCCCUGUCGCCCAGUACGCCAACAGCGAUGCCGGCUCCAUCUACACCAAGACGACCAGCCGACGCGGCUCCAGCAUGACCGGCCGCACCACCAUGACGCAGAGCACCCUGCCCCCGAGGCAGAACUCCCUCCCCAGGCCGCCUCCGGCCGCCGCCGAUCCCUUCGCCACCCCCAAGUCCAGGUCGGGAUCGCCGGUCCUGCCGCCCACCUCGCCCGUCAUCGUGUCCCCCACGUCCCCGGUUAUCCGGAGCCCGCUCGUCGCCGAGCCCAUCAUUCCCCAGAUCGAGACCGUGCCGUACCCCGAUGACAAGAGCGGAAGCUCGCUCCCCCAAAUCCCCGACAUCCCGGAACCUGCACCAGUCGCUCGCAAGGGACUGCCCAGCAACCCCCGUCCUUCCCCCGACCACCCGACAAUUCCUGAGGCUUGGGAGCCAGAAAACACCCCUGCAAGCCAGGCCGACGCCCCGUCGGCCUAG
Colletotrichum spaethianum is the source of this 1011-nucleotide messenger RNA. RefSeq lists its product as uncharacterized. Lineage: Eukaryota; Fungi; Ascomycota; Sordariomycetes; Glomerellales; Glomerellaceae. The record is from RefSeq and is a predicted model, not a curated record. The transcript has 2 exons. The coding region runs from base 1 to 1011 and encodes 336 amino acids.